AUGGCGUUUCUGACAGGACUGCUCAGGCUACCGCGGCCGACGACCUUUUGCGGCUUGAUGAGCCUCCAGACGGGCACCGAACUGAUCGCGCUGUCACUGCUGUUCAACAAAGUCACAGGUCUCUACGGCCUCCUCGCCAUCCUAACCGGCUACGACCUGUCAAUCGUGCAGCUUUCACUAUACGUCUACUCCGUUGUCGCGCUCGGCCUGCUUGCCUAUUGUCUGCCGCACAUUCGCAAGCAGACCCCCUUCCAGAAUCUUGCGUUUGCAUGGCUCUACAUUAUCGACACGUUCGUCAACACGGCCUACACUACAUUGUUCGCAGUGAGCUGGUUUUUGGCCUUGGAGGCCGUCGGGCCCAAACAGUCCGAGCCAACCGAAACGGAUGAGCCGCCCAUGGGUGGAGUCAUGGGUGCAAUCGACACGACAACCAGUAUGACUCUGAUUGUCCUCUUCUCACUCAUUCGCAUCUAUUUCAUGUUGGUUGUCAUGGCGUACGCACGAUCAGUCCUUCUGCAGUACCGUGAAGGAAAUUCCCAGCAGGCCAUCGACAGUGAAUCUCAGACUAUUGAGAAUCCAUUUGCGGUAGGAAUGCCCGAAGGCGAUGGCUGGAAGGGCAAGAUUGGCCGAACACUGGUGUCGGUGGGUAAGACGUACUGGUUGCCGAGCUUGGCCGAGAGGGACGAGUGGGCCAGGAGCAUGAACUCGAGAUUUCGUGGCAAGACGGCCGUUGCAUAA
Molecule: messenger RNA, 738 nt
Organism: Pestalotiopsis fici W106-1
Lineage: Eukaryota; Fungi; Ascomycota; Sordariomycetes; Amphisphaeriales; Sporocadaceae
Exons: 2
Coding region: 1-738 (245 amino acids)
Biological process (GO): inositol phosphoceramide metabolic process
Cellular component (GO): inositol phosphoceramide synthase complex; Golgi membrane
Molecular function (GO): inositol phosphoceramide synthase regulator activity
Source: RefSeq, a predicted model, not a curated record